AUGUCAGAGUCGUCUUGGACAAUAUCAGCAACCGGUCUGGCACCUUGCCUCCCCCUAGAAUGCUCAAUAGAGUCUGUCUGGACGAAUGUGGAUAGUUCUCCACCAGUCAUUGCUGAUGUGAGUGAAGUACCGGUACUAGACUGUUUGCCAGUUAAGAGUUACAGAAGCAUUGUUCUUGGAGGAACACUUGAUGGCAUCCACGCUGGACAUAAAAUCCUGCUGAGCGAGUCGGCGAUGAGAGCAGAAGAGAAGAUUACAGUUGGUGUGACAGACAUAUCCAUGCUGCAACGUAAGAACGCAUCAAAUCAAAAUAAAGAUCUACCUGGCACCCCAUACGUGAUUGGUCUGACCGGUGGCAUAGCCAGCAGGAAGUCUUCAGUAUGUAGACGGCUGGAGGGGCUCGGUGCUGCAGUGAUUGACUGUGAUAAGCUGGGGCACAAGGCCUACCUACCAGGCACGCAGGGAUUCAGGAGAAUGUUGGGGCUGAUGGAAGCAUCAACCAUUUGUCAACAGGCGUGCUCUCGGCGCCAAAGUCUUCCAAGACUGAUCCCGUCUGGACCGGCUGAACCAGAUCGUCUGGCCGGAGAUUGCCAGCAUGGUUCAGGAGGAGAUGAGGGUCCUGGAGGUGAUGAAGGAUGCCUGGUGUGUGUGCUGGAUGCAGCCGUGCUGAUUGAAGCAGGGUGGGACGGCUUCUGCCAUGAGGUGUUGUCAUGCAUUAUUCAUAAGGAUGAGGCCUUGAAGCGUAUUCUAGACAGGGAUCGUCUACCAGAGGAGAAGGCACGACAGCGCAUAGAAUCCCAGCUCAGUAACCAGGAACGUGUGGAUCAUUCCAAUGUUGUCUUCUGCACCUCCUGGGAGCCAGAGGUCACUCAGAAACAGAUAAAUCUAACCCAAAAAUGCCUCUAA
This is a messenger RNA of Patiria miniata (bat star), 906 nucleotides long. Its product is annotated as bifunctional coenzyme A synthase-like. The transcript has 6 exons. Gene Ontology annotation, molecular function: ATP binding; dephospho-CoA kinase activity. The coding region runs from base 1 to 906 and encodes 301 amino acids. The record is from RefSeq and is a predicted model, not a curated record. Gene Ontology annotation, biological process: coenzyme A biosynthetic process. NCBI's taxonomy places the organism in Eukaryota, Metazoa, Echinodermata, Asteroidea, Valvatida, Asterinidae.